Messenger RNA from Triplophysa dalaica, 1494 nucleotides. RefSeq names its product prohibitin (gene phb1). Lineage: Eukaryota; Metazoa; Chordata; Actinopteri; Cypriniformes; Nemacheilidae. The transcript is spliced from 7 exons. The record is from RefSeq and is a predicted model, not a curated record. Gene Ontology annotation, biological process: mitochondrion organization. Gene Ontology annotation, cellular component: mitochondrion; membrane. The coding region runs from base 124 to 939 and encodes 271 amino acids.
AGAAGUCUUUGUUCAAGGUUAUGCGCAUGCUCGUUCGCCUCUGGUUCAUGUGUUUCUUACGCAGGCACAAGUGGUGUAGGUCAUUGUGAUCUAAUAGCACAGCGGGACUGUCACAUUGUUGCCAUGGCGAAACUCUUCGAGUCAGUUGGAAAAUUGGGAUUAGCCUUGGCUAUUGGAGGAGGUGUCGUUAACUCUGCUCUAUAUAAUGUCGAUGCAGGCCACAGGGCAGUCAUCUUUGACCGGUUUCGAGGUGUGCAAGAUAUUGUUGUUGGGGAAGGCACACAUUUCAUUAUACCAUGGGUUCAGAAGCCAAUCAUCUUUGACUGCAGGUCCCGUCCACGCAACGUGCCUGUCAUUACUGGUAGCAAAGACUUGCAGAAUGUAAACAUCACCCUCAGGAUUCUGUUUAGGCCUCUUGCAACGCAGCUGCCACGAAUUUUCACCAGCAUUGGUGAGGACUACGAUGAAAGGGUUCUUCCUUCCAUCACUACUGAAGUGUUGAAGUCUGUAGUGGCCCGUUUUGAUGCAGGUGAGCUUAUUACUCAGAGAGAGCUGGUGUCCAGGCAGGUCAGUGAGGAUCUGACAGAAAGGGCAUCAACCUUCGGCCUCAUCCUUGAUGACGUCUCCUUGACACAUCUAACAUUUGGAAAGGAGUUCACCGAAGCUGUUGAGUUGAAGCAGGUUGCACAGCAGGAGGCUGAGAGAGCCAGGUUUGUUGUAGAAAAGGCUGAACAGCAGAAGCAGGCCGCCAUAAUAUCGGCUGAAGGUGAUUCCCAGGCUGCUCUGUUGAUCGCUAAUUCUCUGGAAGUGGCUGGUAACGGUCUUGUGGAGCUGAGAAAGUUGGAGGCAGCUGAAGACAUCGCCUUCCAGCUCAGCCGCUCUCGUAAUGUUACCUACCUGCCAGCCGGACAGGGAACUCUCCUUCAGUUACCGCAGUAACGGGGGAACUGGACACACACACACACACACACACAUCCCUUCUGUCUCUUUACAGUAAUGUCAGUAGAAUCAAUGCAAUUCUGUAUUCAGACUAUAGGCAAACAAGAAGACAAAAAUACCUUGUUUUUCGCUCUUUUAUUCCAAGCAUUCUCUUUCUCUCAAUUUCUGAGGAUAUUUUACGGACUGCCUCAAGGUGGUUUCAGGAAUAAGAAAGAGGGACACAAGGUUUGAGUGUAUGUGUAUUUACAUAGUAAAAUGUCAAUGUGAAUUGACCUUGUUUGAAAACCAUAAGCAAUUUCAGUUCAAUCAGAGUAUUCUUCAUUUACAGAAAUUGAUCAAAUUUUAAGACCAAUUACAAAGCUACUUUAAACUAUGUUUAUAAGCAGUAACAAAGACUUUGUAUGUUUUUGAUCUCAAUUGCACCUGAAGGACCGGCUGUGUUGCAUUUUGGUUUAAAAGUGUUUUGUUAUUGUUUGUUGCAGAAGAAUUGCCCUUGCUAUCCACAAGUGGCAAAUUAAUUAAGGAAUGAUAAAUAAAUGAUUCAUUUAUAUUAAA